UUAUGUCAAGUGAUUGUAUCAGAGCGCGGUCUUCAACUUCAGUAUUUUACCUCUUUUAGACAAAGUUACAUAUAUACAUUCAUUAAGGAACAUUGAGAAACGCGCAGUUUGGCUUUGUUUGAAUACCUGCACCGCAUAGGGUUAAACAUUCACUAAAAAUAACGUGAAAAAAAGAACAACGAUUAAAAAACUGAAAAAAACAAGAUGAAACGCAAUACAAUAAAAUUGCACCUGCGUUUAACGUCGAUCCCUAUUUUCUUUAUCUUGUUCAAAUUUAUUCAUUCGUGGACUAGACUGUUCUAAACUUAAGUGUUUUCAUUUUUUCUAUACCAUACACUUAUUAAAGUAAUUCUGCAGAAAACAAAAAUAACCUUGAAUAUCAUUUAUUUUCAAGACCUUCGAGCGGUCUUGUAUGUACGUGCUCUGGGUAAUGUCAAGUUGGAUUAUGUUACAAAUACAUUUGGCAGAGUAAAGCAGAAUUAGCAUUCUGUCACCUUGAAGAUAAGAUCUCGAAUUUAAGCAUCGAGUCAUGUUUCCAGAAACUGCCUCAGAGGGAAGAAAUAGGAGUCAUCAAGUACAUAUAUUUGAAAGAAUGUCGGUGGUUUUGCGCAGAACACUCACUUUCAACUUGAUAACUGGACCGACUGUAUCGCUCUGAAACACGAUCCGCCAUUAUGCCGGGGCAGGUGCGUGUAGUAUCUAAUAAACGACUGUACGUUAUUUGAAGUAGUCAUUGCUCUGUUUGUCAGUUGAAGAAAGCUCGCAACACAGCUUUCCACUGAAUCUUUCGCAAUAGCACAAAAUCGUAUCAACUGAGUAAAAGAUAAAACUGCUUUUGACACUUAUGAACCCUGGUCGAUUGGGACUACACGGCAUCCCAUUCCUCACCAUCGCGGUUCACGAUGCUAGCACUUGCCGAGGAAGAUUUCUGCGGCUCCACGCCAAGCCUUUUCUUGCAAAUAUAUAACAAAAUGGCGGCGAGAAGAAAAACAAUAAGUCCAACGAGGCCAAGAAUAGCAGGGAGCUACGGCUGAACAAAGGCGACCAUUUGAUGAGCUGAGCUGGCAAAAGAUGUUGCACAGGUGGAAGGGGCUGUCUGGAUGCUACACAUCCUACAGUGUCCGAUGGUAUAGUGUGACCGAUGGUGUAGUGUGGCCGAUGGCAUAGUGAUCAGGGUAACUGAUCAGGGUAACCACUGAUCGGGGUAACGGACCGUAGGGCGGCUGUUACUCGUCUAUCUUCAUUCAAGCAGUAAAUUGCGCUUACACUUUGUGUAACAAUGUUUUACACGGAACGCCGGUGAGUUCAUAUUGCAGCUUAUAGGCGGUGGAGCAGCGGGGGAGGCGGUGCAGGGGGGCCGUAGCCUCCCCUAAACGAAAAUUCGGGGGAAGCAGCUCCCCAAGCAUCGCCUUGCCGGUGAUAAUAUCGUUAGCGCAGCAUAAAAUUGCUUUCCUAAAAUAUUCAAGCUCGUGAUCUUUUAUUUUCAAAAAUCGUUUCAUCAUGAUCGCGCUUUGCUUGUGUCAAAAAAUGUACGAAAAGGACAUUUUGAAGAAUUUUAAGAGGGUUAUACGCUUGCCUUGCUUUUGGUAUACGAUGUGCACCCCACCCACCACUUUCCUUCUUUCUGUACCUACCGCCAAAAUGCCUCAGUUUUUCUUGUAAUCAGAGAUCGGUAUCUAUUCCAAAUGAUUUUGAAACUGGCCAGAUGACACCAACUGUCGGAACCGUGACGUGCUGUUGUUAGUAGCGUUUGUCGUGCCGAUUAUCAUACUCAGAUAUAUUUUGUUUUGUGUCGUCCCGACUAACCUCCCUUGGCUCUCAUAAACACGAAGUUGUAAAGGAAUACCAAUUACAUUUUGAAUAAGUCAUUGCAUAAGUUUAAUAUCAUAUAUACUGUAGGAGAAGGAUAUCAUUACUUCACGAAAGAAUUUUGCUCAUUCAGUUAUAUCGCACAGAAGUCAAGCAGUCGAAUCCCAUUCCAGCCUGAUUUUGUUGUUGUUGUUGUUGUUUUCGAUUUUUGUUGUGACUAUCAUGUAGAGUGUGAAGUUCAUAACUGGGACGAUCUUACAUGAAGUAUGAUCGAAAAUGUUGUGUGCGAUGUAUUUCAUAUUUACAAUCCAGGAAUAGUGAACGCUUGUCUCAGAGAAAAACGAAUUACAAUCCGGCUGCGAGUAUCGUUCCGAAGGGAGAGAAUGAUUCCUCGUCAAAGAGGCGACUAGAAAGAAAUAUUUAAAAGCCAAGAUCCCAACAGGGUACUUUUUGUAAGAGGUCACUAUGGUCGACAAUGUCAACAGUUAAAAAUAAUCAUCAUCAUCAUCAUCAUAGUUGCAAUAAAAUUAUUACAAGCAAAAAUAACCAUAUUAAUAACAGCUGGUGGAACUGAGGAAGUAUAUUCUUGCAUAUUAAUUUGUUGAAGUUAAAUUACACAUGUCUUGUGUGUACGAAAACUGCAUUUUCAUUGCGAAAACACGUAAACAGCUCCGCUGAGACUAAAGUUAACCAAGAUAGAAGUUCCGGUAAGAUCAAAGGAAAGACUGUUUUCAAAGGAAAGAAAGAAAUAUUUACAUUUGAACAUUUAUUCGUCGUGGGUGAUAGUUCCGGGGCCCCAUCAGUCGGCCUGACAAGUAAGGGAUUUUCUUUCUUUUGAGUUUACUUACUGAAAGUGCAUUUGGGGGGUUAUUCAAAUAAACUAGUUUUAAUUAAAACCUAGGAGAUUUUUACAGUAAUACAGUAAUUAAAGUGUAGUGACCAAGGUGUUCCACAUGGGUGGUUUUAUCAGAUAGACAGUCUUUUUGUGGCAAAGGAGGCUUCAUUUUUGCUUUGCCAACGAAAACGACCGCAUCUGGUGAGUGGGAACAGGAUUAUCAAGAGAUUCAAGCUUCAAAAGAUUUAAUUUGGUUGGAGAACUUGGCCAACGCAAAAGCUAAGAGCUUCAUCGUAAGUCUUUUAGCUCAUCGUCUCGACUUAAAGGGGCAAAAAUAUUAUAACAAUUGUACAGAAAACAUCGAGGACUAAAGGAAGAGGAAGAAGAAGAAAAACAAAAACAAAAACACAAUGACCCAGGGUCUCGAAGAUAGAAAUACAGCGACUGUGGUUUCAGAGACUGCCAUAUUUUCGGUGGUGAUGAUUCUUUCACUCGUUGGAAAUCUUCUGGUCUGCUUUGCUGUAUACAGAAACCCGAGGCUACGCUGUCCAAGUAACUACUACAUCAUCUCCUUGGCUAUGAGCGACAUUCUACAAGCUCUGUGCACGAUGCCACUAUCUGUUGCUUUCCUAGCAUCAAGCAGAUGGCCGUUUGGGACUUCUCUGUGUUAUGUCUCGGCCGUUUCGAAGUUAUCCCUGGCGAAAAUCUCCUUAUACACAAUGGCACUCAUGGCACUGAACAGAUAUUACAAAAUUGUGAAGGCGUCCAAGUAUCAAGCUACAUUCAAAAAGAAAUUCAUCAUUCUAACUACGUCGAUGGCCUGGGUAACUCCAAUUUUUGUAUGGCUUCUCGCUGCGUUUGCGUUCGGUUUCAACGCCGAACCAAAACCGCAGUUUGGAGUUUGCAUACUGGACUUUCAUCAGUUAGUUGGUUUCGCUAUGCCUUCUCUGAUCGUUUUCUUUUACUUGCCCUAUUUUAUCAUCGCUUUUUGUUACUGGAACAUUUACAGAGUGGUUAACACGCACAAUUCCAGUGUGUCCUGGCAAAGUUCAAACAUUCACGAUAUUAAGGUUAGCAAGACUUUGUUCGUCACAGUCAUCGGCUUUGCUAGUCUUUGGAUGCCAGCCCAUGUUAUUCUCAUCACGUCAAUUCAAGUAACACUACCACGUGAGCUCACACUUCUUGGAACCCUCCUGGUUUUCUCGUCGAGUUGUGUCAACCCUUUCAUUUAUGGUUUUAUGAAUCGUGCAUUCAAACACGAGUUCAAGAAAUGUUUGAUGCUAAAAAGAAUGCACCGAGUAAGCCCGUAAUUUAGUUCAGAACGUAACAAAAUAAAAUCUUUUCUUGGCCAACCCUAAAGUAUUGCGGACUUCCGAUCUCUUGUGAUUUGCGGGCUCCGUUCAUUUUGUGUUUUGAGUUCUGCAGAGGUUUUUACGCCAAUUUUGGUGUCAAAAAUUGGAACAGAAUUGAACAAUCUGUCAGAGAUACACCUUCACAGAAGCGCUUUUAAAUGGAAAUCCAAAGAAAAAUGACAUUAAAAAACUCCGUUAAUGAACAUUUUAAUGCACGUACUGAUUUAUUUAUUUAUUAUCAGGUUUACCCUCUGGUUUAAGAUUAGCUUAGGGAGGGCCAUUAUGUAAAGUACUGAGUCAUCAGUAAUUAAUAUUACCCUCUAAAAUAAAAUGUUAUUAUUAUUAUUAUUAUUAUUGUUAUUAUUGUUAUUU
Messenger RNA from Orbicella faveolata, 4368 nucleotides. Its product is annotated as somatostatin receptor type 5-like. The record is from RefSeq and is a predicted model, not a curated record. Gene Ontology annotation, molecular function: neuropeptide Y receptor activity. NCBI's taxonomy places the organism in Eukaryota, Metazoa, Cnidaria, Anthozoa, Scleractinia, Merulinidae. Gene Ontology annotation, cellular component: membrane. Gene Ontology annotation, biological process: G protein-coupled receptor signaling pathway.